Schistocerca piceifrons (Central American locust) is the source of this 2129-nucleotide messenger RNA. Its product is annotated as zinc finger protein 596-like. The coding region runs from base 133 to 1704 and encodes 523 amino acids. Gene Ontology annotation, biological process: regulation of transcription by RNA polymerase II. Gene Ontology annotation, molecular function: RNA polymerase II cis-regulatory region sequence-specific DNA binding; DNA-binding transcription factor activity. The record is from RefSeq and is a predicted model, not a curated record. Lineage: Eukaryota; Metazoa; Arthropoda; Insecta; Orthoptera; Acrididae. The transcript has 8 exons.
CAUCUACUCUCUUUAUGACAUUGAGCUUGUAAUCUUUGAUCUGUCAGCAGAAGUCAAGCAGUUGCAGUGUUGUGGGUUUGCAGUCUGCAGGUGUUUAUAAACUACAUCCUACAGGGACUAAUAACUGCAGCAAUGGACCAUCGAAUAACUAUUUGGAUAAAAGAAGAGAGAAAAAAUGACAUACCAAGUACACCAGGCUCCAUGGUCGGGGUAUACCCCUCCAGUGUGAAAAUAAAGGAAGAAUUGCAAGAUUAUGUGAAUGAAGAGUUACUUCAAGAUCCAUUGAAAAUCGUAGAGACUUGUUUCGAUGGAAAGGAAGAUGGAGGAAUGGAACUGAAUGCGAGUCCACCCGAGCGUAAUAUUGAAGUAUAUGAAGAGUUCAUCAGUACUGAAUAUGAUCCUAUCAGAGUUAAGAAAGAGGAGGAUUCGGCAUCUGAGAAUGAUUGUCUCGAUGAAUGUGACCCACUGAGCAUGGCAGAUUAUCAGGAGGGAGCAUCGGAAGGAAGCGUACCAGGCAGUAUACGAUUGAUUAAAACCACUGGUGAAGAAACAUGUCUCCAGGGAGCAACUGGUGAUGAGCUGGACAUUGCUGCAGAGAGAUCAGCACAUUCUGUAGGAAUUAGAACACCGAGGCAAGUUUCUUCCUCUCAGGAGGAAAUUGCCUUUUGCUCUGGUAGUAAUUACAAUUUUGAGGAAAAUGUCUUCACAUGUAGUUCAUGCCAGCAGUCGUUUCCAUCAAAAUACAGUCUCACAAUGCAUGUAUUCAUUCACAUUGAUGGAGUAGAGCCACCUGAGAAUAUCUGUAUGUGGUGUGGCAGAGUAUUUACCUCCCGUGACAGCCUCAGCAAGCAUUCUGUGGUGCAAAAGUUGAAAAGUCAUCAACAAAGCACUCUUUCUUAUGAAUAUGAUAGUCUCCAGUUCUGUGAAGUAAUGUCCACUGGCGAGACACCACACACAUUUGAGUUUUGUGAGGAACUGUUCACUCCAUCUGCUCAAGCCAAUAAAAAUACGCUAGCAUACACUGUCGAGAGGCCACAUAAAUGUUCUGUCUGUGGGAAAUCUUUCACUGCGUCUGGUUCUCUCAAGAAACAUAUCUUACUACACACUGGUGAGAGACGUCACAAAUGUGAUUUUUGUGGUAAAUCUUUUACACGGAUUUAUUGUCUGAAGACACAUGAAUUAACACACAGCGAAAGAACGCACAAAUGCGAAAUUUGUGGAAAAGCCUUUACUCAGUCUGGUCACCUCAAGAAGCAUGAAUUCAUACAUACUGGCGAAAAGCGUCAUAAAUGUGGUGUCUGUGGAAAAUCCUUCACGGAGUCUGGUAAUCUCAAGAAACAUGUAUUAACACAUACUAGCGAGAGACCACACAAAUGUGUUAUCUGUGGGAAAGCUUUCAUUCAGUCUAAUAGCCUCAAGAAACACGCAGUACUACAUACUGGCGAGAGUCGACACAAAUGUGACGUGUGUGGUAAAGCCUUUCAUUAUUUUUACCAUCUCAAGCAUCAUGCAUUAACACACACUGGCCUGAAACCACAUAAAUGUGACAUCUGUGGUAAAUCGUUCACAGAGUCUAGCAAUCUCAAAAAGCACGAGUUGAUUCAUACUGGCGAGAGACCACACAAAUGUUUCUGUGGGAAAUCUUUCACUAAGGCACGUCAUCUUAAGCAGCAUUUAUUAACACACAAUGGCUUGAGGCCAUAAAAAUGUGACGUUUGUGGAAAAGCCUUUAAUCACUUGUAUGUUCUCAAUGGGCAUGUGUUAAUACAUGUUGGCGAGGGAGCACAUAAGUGUGAUGUCUGUGGGAAAUCCUUUAGACAGUCUAGUAAACUCAAGAGGCACACUCUAAUUCAUACUGGUGAAAGGGCACAUAAAUGAGAUGUAUGUGGGUCAGCUGUUAUUCCAUCUAAUGGUUUCAAAGGCACACAUUAAUAGAUACUGAUGAGAGACCAAACAAAACUGACACCUGUGCAAAUGCCUUUCACUUACUGGUUAUCUUGGGAAGCAUGCAGUAAUAAAUAAUUACAAGACAUUAUAUAAAUCUGAAAACCAUAGGGAAUGAAAUAGGUGUUAUUGAUGAUAUUAAUAAAAAAGACAUUCUUCUAUGAGAUUCGUUUCCUGUGUGAAUU